Trichoplusia ni (cabbage looper) is the source of this 1831-nucleotide messenger RNA. Its product is annotated as zinc finger protein 723-like. NCBI's taxonomy places the organism in Eukaryota, Metazoa, Arthropoda, Insecta, Lepidoptera, Noctuidae. Gene Ontology annotation, cellular component: nucleus. The record is from RefSeq and is a predicted model, not a curated record. The transcript has 7 exons. Bases 612 to 1742 code for a protein of 376 amino acids.
CUCUUCUUUUUUUUAAUAUUAAUAUGGCCAAUGUCGAUUGGAAGUUCUUGGUUUUACUAUUUUUUAAAACAAUACCUAUCCAUUUUCUUCGAAAUAAUAGUUAGUUACAACGAAAUUAUUUAAGAAUGAUUUAUUAGAAAGUUAAGAUUAAGUGAGUUUUUGAAAAUACUUGUACUUUUUAUUUGUUUCCAUAGACUAAUCUUUUAAAUGCAGAACACUAACAUUUGGCGGGAAAUAAGUAAGCUCAUUUCUUUCAAGACUUUCAUUCGCGCUUUUUUAUCGUCGUAGGUCGACUUUGUUUAAUUAUUUAACUGAUUUCGUUCGGAUACUUACAGUUUUUUUCAGUCAACGGCAGUUAUUAAGAUGAGUCGUCCCAAUCUGCGGCAGAGGCCGCGGAUUAGUUAUUACGAGCCCGAAGAACCGAGUUUAGACGAGUAUAUAUUUUGCGAUCAAUGCUCUGACUUCGUGUACGAGUACUGCGCCCUCCACGGCCCCCUGCUCGUUAUUCCUGAUGACAAGGUGCUGGUUUGGGGGUCUUCAGUACUCUGACGCUGCCGCGCGGAGUCCGCUUCGGACCCUAUCGGGGCCAGCGGACACAGGAAGUCGACUCCAUGUAUUGUUGGCAGAUAUACGAUCGGAACAACAAACCGUCACACGUAAUAGACGCGGCGGACAGCGGCCGCUCCAACUGGCUGCGCUACGUCAACUGCGCGCGGCACUGGCGCGAGCAGAACCUGCUGGCCUACCAGUACCAGGGGGAACUGUACUACCGUACCAUUAAAAUAAUUCCGCGGUUCACCGAAUUGAUGGUGUUCUACGGCAGCGAGUUUGCUAAUAGUCUUCACAUCAACUUGAGCAAAUAUAAUUCGCCGCCGGGAUAUGCGCAGAAGUUUGGUGUCCCCGCUGCUAAGAAACCUAAAAUAGAUAAUAUCCAGAAAACAGUAGAAACGAAUACAAGCAAAAUAAAUAAAACUGAAAAAACCGAGGAAAACGCAAAGACAAGACUUAAAGCCAAACCUAGUAAGUUAAAACCAACCAUAAAUAAGGGCAAACAGAUUGUUACGAAAACUAAAUCAAAUAUCAGUAAUAAAAACAACAGUGUAUUAGAUAUAUCAAUUUGUAAUAAUAAUGAUAGCAAUUUUAAAUGUAAGAUGUGUAAUUAUAUGGGUAUAAGUGAUGAUGAUUUGGGCAAACACAAUUUAAAUCAUAGUAAUAAGGUAUUUUAUAGUAAAAAUUGUUUAAAUGGGCGUAUUGCUAAUAAUAGUGAAAAGCCUUACAAAUGUGAUAUUUGUCAGAAAUGUUUUACUCAAAAAAUCGAUUUAGUCAGGCAUAUUCGUAUACACACCGGUGAAAAGCCUUACAAAUGUGAUAUAUGUAAGAAACGAUUUCAUCAAAAACCUCAUUUAGUCACACAUAUUCGUAUACACACCGGUGAAAAGCCUUACAAAUGUGAUAUAUGUCAGAAAUGUUUUAAUCAAAAACCCAGUUUAGACACGCAUAUUCGUAUACACACCGGUGAAAAGCCUUACAAAUGUGAUAUAUGUCAGAAAUGUUUUAGUGUUAAAAGUCAUUUAGACACGCAUACUCGUAUACACACCGGUGAAAAGCCUUACAAAUGUGAUAGAUGUCAGAAAUGUUUUAGUGUUAAAUGUAGUUUAGACACGCAUAUUCGUAUACACACCGGUCAAAGCCUUACAAAUGUGAUAGAUGUCAGAAAUGUUUUGCUAAAAAACCCAAUUUAGACACGCAUAUUCGUAUACACACCGGUAAAAAGCCUUACAAAUGUGAUGUCUGUCAGAAAUGUUUUAGUGAUAAAAGUAAUUUAGUCACA